ACACGACGUAGAGGUGAUAGUGUGGUGAUUAGAGGUGUUUUUAGAGUAUAAAGAGGGGGUGUAAGUGAGGGAGUUUAGCGCCAAGUUAAAUCCACUCCUCUUUCUGACGUUGAUGCUUUAAGUCAUCUGUUCUUCUCUCUGCAAGGCGCCAGAUCAGCUCAGAGGAACUACUAACCAGGCCUGGAUACACAUCACAUCCUGAGGAGAAAGACAGACAACAACAAGAUCAUAUUUAUACUUUUUAAACGUGGAUAAAGAGUGGACUUCAAGCUGUAAUCUUGAGGUUUACUCUGAAGCUGACACAUAACCCCUCUCUUGAGUAUAAUGCGAGGAAAACGGGAAGACACAGAACCGAAGUCUGCGCCCAAAGAAACUACGCUACGACCGAGAAAGAGGAAGGCAGAUGUUGCCAUUUAUUUACAAGAUGUGGAUGACGAGGUCGCGGAGAUGACAAAGAAGAAGCAGCGUGAUUGUGAGCUGGGCUGGAGUCCUAAUGCUGGUUAUACCAGUCCACAGAGGUGUAUCCCCACACCUGAUCAGGAAGAGGACCAACCAGUUUCCCUGAUAAACGCUGGUUUCCCUCACUACAACUUUAACAACGUGUUUGUAACACCGGUGCGCUGUGCCCCGCUUCCUGCUCUGUGCUGGGCCAGUAAGGAUGUGGUGUGGAACAACAUGUUGGAGAAGGAUAAGACCUACACAAGGGACGUCCACGUGAUGGAGAAACAUCCUCAUCUGCAGCCCAAGAUGAGGGCCGUUCUCCUGGACUGGCUCAUGGAGGUCAGCGAGGUGUACAAACUGCACAGGGAAUCCUACCAUCUCGCUCAGGACUACUUUGAUCGCUUCAUGGCCACACAGAGAAAUGUCUUCAAGUCAACGCUGCAGCUCAUAGGCAUCACCUGUCUCUUCAUUGCUGCCAAAGUAGAGGAGAUGUAUCCUCCCAAGGUCCACCAGUUUGCCUAUGUUACAGACGAAGCCUGCACGGAAGAUGAGAUUCUCAGUAUGGAAAUCAUUAUUAUGAAGGAGCUGAAUUGGAGUCUCAGUCCACAGACUCCCAUCUCCUGGCUCAAUGUUUACAUGCAGGUGGCCUACCUGAAAGAGACGGACGAGCUGCUCAUCCCCAAAUACCCCCAGAAUACCUUCACACAAAUCGCAGAGUUGUUGGACCUGUGUAUGCUAGAUGUGCGUUGCCUUGAGUUUUCCAAUGGCAUCCUUGCUGCUUCAGCCCUGUUUCACUUCUCCUCUCUGGAGCUGGUGGAAAAUGUCUCCGCUCUGAAGAGGGUGGAGGUCGAGCAGUGCGUGAGAUGGAUGGUGCCGUUCGCCAUGGCGCUGCGGGAGGUUGGUGGGUCGUCUAUGAAAACGUUCACAGGAAUCGCCGCAGAUGACAUGCACAACAUCCAGACCCAUGCCUCCUACAUUACAUGGAUGGACAAGGCCUUCUCUUACCAGGAUGUGGAGUUAGAGCGUCACGGCAACUGUCCGGUACCUUCAGGCGUCCUGACUCCACCCCAGAGCAGCGAGAAAACCGAAGAGCUGGACCGAGUGGAUGCCGCUAUGUUGAAAAUCAGGCCCAGGAUUUGUACUCCAUCCCCAGAACUGCACCUUCCAAAGUAGUGAAUUAAACACUGAAACUGACGACACAAGAUGACAGCAACUUGACUCUGAACAGCGGCGCCUCUGCAGUACCAGUACACGCAUGUACGAUGGAUGUUCAGUGAAAAACAUUGAUGGAAAUUGUAUUUUUUUUCCUUUCAAAGUCGUGCUAAUUACUUGGAUCCAGAUGCUUUUUAAAUGUCUCUGUAGUGGGUGCACACAACGACUUUGACUAAAUUGGGGAAACACUGACACACAGUGAGCAAAUGGUUUUGGAUGGGCCCUAUCCCCACAGGAAUCCUAGCUAUUUAACCCUCCAGUUUAGAUGAAAACACAAAGCAAAGGGCUGUUAGGGAUGGGACGGCUCCAGAAGAUUUUUGUUUUUGAAUAGAAUUGCACCCAAAUGCUUGCAUUAAUUACCAACCACACCUACAUUUUGUGGUUGCCAUUUUUAUUUUUCUAUGCAGAGGCCAAAUUGAAUGGACAUUUUACAGAGUCUCUACUUGAUUUAGAGUGAGUGUGUGUGUGUGUGUGUGUGUGUGUGUGUGAGAGAGUUUGGGGAAGGAGGAUGAGUGCUGUUUUUAAUCUAUCAGUGGCCUCAUUUGCCCAAAAAACUAUUCCUAGGGCCAUAUUUGGCUCUCUGUGCUGCUAUAAAAGUGGGCUUUGCAUGAUGGAGGGGGGAAGACGGUGUGCAUGUGUAUGUAUGAAUGUCUGUGUGAAAUAGUGUGUGUGCUCUUGUUUUUGGUUCUACUCUUUUGCUUAGGGACCAGUAGCUUGGCUACCUAAAUGGACAAGUGAACCAGCCAGGCUUCAGAAGCUAAAGUAUUGAUUGUAUUUAACUUUUAUUUUUAUCUCAACCUGCGGUUUGUUUUCCCCACCACCAAAAUGUAAGAUUUCUAUUUGACUUUUUAAAAAUAAAAUGCUGCUACAUAUUUUCCAUGAAUGACUGUAUCUGAGGACUUUUAAUUAAACGGUCUUUUGUUGUGUUGUGGA
Messenger RNA from Sebastes umbrosus (honeycomb rockfish), 2586 nucleotides. It is a transcript of the gene ccne1, whose product is annotated as cyclin E1. Lineage: Eukaryota; Metazoa; Chordata; Actinopteri; Perciformes; Sebastidae. Gene Ontology annotation, cellular component: cyclin E1-CDK2 complex; centrosome; cytoplasm. Gene Ontology annotation, molecular function: cyclin-dependent protein serine/threonine kinase regulator activity. Gene Ontology annotation, biological process: G1/S transition of mitotic cell cycle; regulation of cyclin-dependent protein serine/threonine kinase activity. The transcript is spliced from 12 exons. The coding region runs from base 325 to 1614 and encodes 429 amino acids. The record is from RefSeq and is a predicted model, not a curated record.